Manis pentadactyla (Chinese pangolin) is the source of this 1597-nucleotide messenger RNA. RefSeq names its product histone H3. Gene Ontology annotation, molecular function: protein heterodimerization activity; DNA binding; structural constituent of chromatin. The record is from RefSeq and is a predicted model, not a curated record. Gene Ontology annotation, cellular component: nucleosome. Lineage: Eukaryota; Metazoa; Chordata; Mammalia; Pholidota; Manidae.
AGGAUUUUACCCAAACCAAUCAGUGGUGCGGUGUCGAUGACGUCACAGCCAAUGGCCCGCCAGCGCGGGACUUUCAAUUGUUGUCCCGCCCAAUGGGGAAAAGACUGUGCCUAUAAAGACCGCUGCCUGGGCCCGCACCUCGUUAGUCUUCCAGAAUCUGCACUGCAGCUCGUGGUUUGGUCCGCUAUGGCCCGCACAAAGCAGACCGCCCGCAAGUCGACCGGUGGCAAGGCACCGCGGAAGCAGCUGGCCACCAAGGCGGCCCGCAAGAGCGCGCCGGCCACGGGCGGCGUGAAGAAGCCGCACCGCUACCGGCCGGGCACUGUGGCCCUGCGGGAGAUCCGGCGCUACCAGAAGUCUACCGAGCUGCUGAUCCGCAAGCUGCCCUUCCAGAGGCUGGUGCGCGAGAUCGCGCAGGACUUCAAGACGGACCUGCGUUUCCAGAGUUCCGCCGUGAUGGCGCUGCAGGAGGCGAGCGAGGCCUACCUGGUAGGGCUGUUCGAAGACACAAACCUGUGCGCCAUCCACGCCAAGCGCGUGACCAUCAUGCCCAAAGAUAUACAGCUGGCCCGCCGCAUCCGCGGGGAGCGGGCUUAGAAAGUACGCUCUCGCCUCGAGGUUCCAUCAUAUCCAAAGGCUCUUUUCAGAGCCACCCACAAGCAGCACUUGGAAGAAGCUGUGCCUACUCGCCCUGUGUGUGCCCUUAGAGCGUACUGCCUUAAUGCGCCGGGAGGGGAGGGCAUUAGAGCGGGAGGUAAAACGUUGGGCUGUCAGCAGAUAAGGCCAAAGGCCAGGCGUCAGGUCUAGGCCCCCACCCCCUCACCCCCCCGUCUUGCUCAGCCGCUGUGGGGUCUGCUCUGACCUUUGCGCAGAGGUUCGGUCAGCCGCUCGCGUAAACUGGACUGCCGGGGCCGCCGCGCCGCCGCUCUUCCUGGGCACCUGGAUUCGCCGCCUUUCGAGGCGGCUGUGAUCCGGCCCUCCCGCCGCAGCGGGCUCGCGCGCUUCCGUGGUCGGGCGCUUUUUUGCACUGGACGGUGACCCCAAAUUGCAAACUCACGGCAGGGCCGGCAGGAGCCUCGGUGUCGACGGUGUGCUGAGACCCGGAGGAGUCACUAGGGGACGCUCGGCCUGGCCUCAGCGACGCAGAGCUGCGCGCCCGCGACCUCCAGCCCCAUCCCGAGCGGCUCCCCUGCUGGGAAGGGGAGAUCGCCGCCUUCCUGUCGCCGGGUUUCGGCCGGUUCAAGUUCGGGAUUUCUGCGCUCGGGUGUCGGUGAUUACCCCGCUUCUCUGGCCGUUUAGGAUAUCACUGCCUACUCGGCUCCUAGGCAAAACCCGGCGGGGAGGGCGUGUGGGUUAAAAUUGUAUUUCCAGAGUAUCUCGCCUGGCUUUAGUACACCUGCACAUCAGUAGGUGUUCAAAGGUGGAAAGAAGUACGGCUUUACAGCGUUUGCAUCAUUCCUUAGGGGUGGAGAGAAGUUCUCCAUUUCGCUGUACGCGAAAGGGGAGGGGAGGGCCGGUUUUGCUUCUGCUGGAGCAGGAAAGCGUGAAGGGCCCCCGGACUGCGCUUUGUAAGCAAGAAACGGAUUUUUUAACUUUA